Molecule: messenger RNA, 2585 nt
Organism: Onychostoma macrolepis
Lineage: Eukaryota; Metazoa; Chordata; Actinopteri; Cypriniformes; Cyprinidae
Gene: abtb1
Product: ankyrin repeat and BTB (POZ) domain containing 1
Exons: 12
Coding region: 206-1636 (476 amino acids)
Cellular component (GO): cytoplasm; ubiquitin ligase complex
Molecular function (GO): protein binding
Source: RefSeq, a predicted model, not a curated record
UGUACGUACACAAAUCUGCUUCCUGUUUACGUUUGUUGAGCACUUUCUCAGUGCGAGAAGAAACAGCAGACAUCGCAAACUGCACCUGGAAACAGGCUCCGCGUUAGUUUUGUCCAGAGCCGUCGCUGUCCGUGUGCCUGCAGCCGAUCCUGUCAGUUAGACAGGCCGUUUCAAUGCAUUUCAGAGAAGCUUUACCGCCGCGCAGAUGGACGCUGUUGAUCUGUUUUCAAGCUGCAGAAAGGGCGACAUUGCCAGAGUGAGAUACCUGGUUGAACAGAGGGAUGUAGAACUGAACAUCAGAGAUAAGUGGGACAGCACACCUCUGUAUUAUGCAUGUCUCUGUGGACAUGAAGAGCUGGUGCAGUACCUGCUUGCCAACGGAGCAAAGUGUGAGGCGAACACAUUUGACGGCGAGCGCUGUCUGUACGGAGCGUUGAGCGACCCCAUUCGCCGCCUGCUCAAAGAGUACAAGCGCAUCACGGCGAAGGCUAUGCAGAGAGACUAUUACGACCAGUUCCUGCAGACGCUUUUGGAGCAGGGAAACUACAGCGACGUGACAUUUAUGGUGCACGGUGAGAUGUUUAAGGCCCACCGCUGUAUCUUGAGUGCCCGAUCAGAAUACUUCGCCCACAUGCUGGAGACCAAGUGGAAGGGGAAGAGUGACAUUACCCUCAAACAUCCACUGGUCAACCCUGCUGCAUUUGGUGCAAUCAUGCAGUAUUUCUACACUGGCCGUUUGGAUAUAGAUGUGAAUUACGUGGAGGACUGCAAGCGUUUGGCGAAACAGUGCAAGAUCAGCGAGCUGAUUGAGGAGCUGGAAGUGAAGUGCAAACAGGUUUAUGAGUUUGUGUCUAAUAAGCCCGGGACGUGUGUGAAGGUGUUGACUCUGGAUCCUCAUGACUUUCAGCUGCAGGAUGGAAUGGCUCUGCUGGCUGACAGCGCACUUCCAGCUGAGCUGCGGGUUGGAUACGGCCAGCUUCCUUUUGAUCUAACUGAUAGUUUUCCAAGUUACCCUGACAUCUGCUUCCGGGUGGAGGGCUAUGACUUCCUGUGUCAUAAGGCGUUUUUCUGUGGUCGUAGUGAUUAUUUUAAGGCGCUGUUGGAGGAUCAUUUCAGCGAGGGUGAAACUCUGCAGACUCUUCCCAGCAUUCCUGUCAUCACCCUUCACGAUGUGUCUCAUGAUUUGUUUACAAGAAUCCUUUACUACAUCUACAGUGAUAACACUCAGCUCUCUCAUGAGAAUGUGUAUGAGGUUCUGUGUGUGGCUGACAUGUACCUGUUACCGGGUCUGAAGCGUCUGUGUGGCAGGACUCUGGCUGUGCUGCUCAACGAGGAGAACGUGCUGCACAUGUGGAAGACGGCCAAACUGUUCCGGCUUUCGCGGCUGGAGGACCAGUGCACCGAAUUCAUGGCCAAGAUCAUCGAGCGGCUGGUGGAAAGGCCAGAGUUUGCUGAUAUGAUCAGAGAGGAUGCUGGGAAUGUGGCCGCCAGGCAGGAAACUGAUUCCAUCCCUCUGGUAGACGAGAUCCGUUUCCACAUCGCCAGUAAUGUUCAGACGUACAGCGCCAUCGAGGAGGCCAACCAGAAACUCAGCGCCCUGGAGCUCCUGCUGGCCAGCAUCGGGCUGGAGUGCUGAGAAACACAACUUACCAAAUGCUUUACAUGCACAAUCCGUAGCAAUCUAGCACCACGUUAGCAGUAACAAACUAAUAUGGUCGAUUCUAACCAAAAACAUUCAUAUAUGGAGUCAGUGUGAGUCAUAUUGCAGUGGCCUGUUGUGAUGCAGUGAAGCUUCCUGUCUUUAGUUGUUUCUGUUGUUUAUUUUUAUGAACAAAAAGAGAUGAAAGCUUGACAUUUUGACAUUUCACCAGUAGUGAGGCUUAUAUAUCAGAACAAGUUCUGAUACAUCACCGAAUAUGAUUUGAGCCAAUGAUUAAUUUGAUCAAUUUAAGAAAAGGAGUGCAUUUAAAAGUAAUCUCUUUUGAGAUGUUCAAAAUGUAGGUGUUCAUGAUAGAACUGAUAUUUCUAAAAUCGUCCAAUUUUGAUCCAAAAUUGUGUGAUAUUUUGCCAUUUGUUCAAGCGAAUAGAUGAUUAUUUAUGCCUCAAUGUGUGUUCACUUACAAAUGUAUCUUCCAGCACUGAUAAAGAAGUUUUCCAGCUUUGCAUCCACAGACUUCUGGUAAUAUGCAUGCAAUAUUUGCAUAGAAUUACUCAAUGAUAUAAUCAGGAUACAUGCUCCUAAAGUGCUUAACAUUUCUCCACCUAAACAUUUUUGCUUUGCUUUUUUUCCUGCAUUGCUUUGAUUUUAUUUCAUAGCCUUUUAUUAUUGUAUUUUAUGCCGGUCUUAAAGCAUAUCCUGCGCUCAUUUGCUCAGCAGCACUUGGUGAGUUUGUGUAUGUUUGUUUCUGAACGUUGUGCUCAGGAGAAAAUGCCACACAUGAGACUUGUGGAUGAACUUUCAUGAAGUGUCGGUUUACUAGCUGAUGCGUUGGCAUUGCAGUUUCCUUUCCUAUGAUUUAUUGUGGGAUGCUCGGACUGAAUGAGAUGUACAUAUGUGAGCAAAAAUAAAUAAUAUUUAAUGUACA